This is a messenger RNA of Phycodurus eques (leafy seadragon), 3338 nucleotides long. It is a transcript of the gene sp1, whose product is annotated as sp1 transcription factor. Gene Ontology annotation, molecular function: DNA-binding transcription factor activity, RNA polymerase II-specific; RNA polymerase II cis-regulatory region sequence-specific DNA binding. The transcript has 6 exons. The coding region runs from base 84 to 2168 and encodes 694 amino acids. The record is from RefSeq and is a predicted model, not a curated record. Gene Ontology annotation, biological process: regulation of transcription by RNA polymerase II. Lineage: Eukaryota; Metazoa; Chordata; Actinopteri; Syngnathiformes; Syngnathidae.
GGGAGGGGGGCGACAAGUUUGUGUGAAGUUGUGAAAAGUUGUCAACUAGAAAAAGAAGAGAAACUCCUCCCGUCUUGAACAUUAUGAGCAAUCAGCAGCAGGGUGAAAUGGCCGCGGUAGAGAGCGGCGGAGGCUUCGGUCAAAAGAGAAACUCACAAGACUCUCAGCAGCCAUCUCCACUGGCCUUAUUGGCAGCCACUUGCAGUCGCAUUGACACACCGGGUGAGAACGACUCUCCCGGCGAGCAGCAGCAACAGCAGCUGGACAUGAGUCAAGGUGUCUUCACCUCCAACGCCAAUGGCUGGCAAGUUGUCCCCAUCAGCGUACAGGCAUCGUCGUGCGGCAACACUGUCACCACCGACUCCGUGGGCGUGCAGAGUGGCGGCGAGGGCGGCAAGGGGAGAGGGUUGUUGUCCCCGUCGACCUCGGUGGCCGUGAGCGCUCAGCAGCAGCAGUAUGUCGUCACCCAGGCGCCGGCACUGCAGAGCCCACAGGUGCUCACCGCCAUCCCCGGCGUGAUGCCCAACAUCCAGUAUCAGGUCAUUCCUCAGUUCCAGACGGUCGAUGGUCAGCCGCUGCAGUUUGCCCACAGCCAGCAAGAUUCCGCCAUGACUGCCGCGGCUGGUCCUGGACAGCAGUUCCAGAUCGUGUCCUCUGCCAACGGCCAACAGAUCAUAGCCGCUGCCAACAGAGGAGCCGGGGCGGGGAACAUCAUCGCCAUGCCCGGCCUCAUUCAAGGCCCCAUUCCACUCCAGAAUAUCACCCUGGGCAAUGGUGUGUUGCAAAACCAGCCGCAGUUCCUGGCAAAUAUGCCAGUGUCGCUCAAUGGGAACAUCACGCUGUUGCCCAUCAGCACCGGAGCAAGCGCUACAGCAGCGGACGGCGACGCGAGCGGUAGCCAGCUCGUACAGCAGCCCACAUCUUCCAGUGGCGGCGCGAGUUACAUGACCAGCGUGUCCACCGUCACCACGCCGACCUCCUCCUCGUAUGGCAUGGUGCAGAGCAGUAAUGGAGCCGUGGCGGCGACAUACCAACAGAGCGCUUCUCUGGGUGUCCCCAUACAGCCGGACACCAGAGAGCAGCAGCAACAACAACAACAACAACAACAACAGCAACAGCAGCAGCAGCAGAUCCUCAUCCAGCCCCAGCAGGUCCUUCAAGGGGCGACGCCCCUCCAAACCAUUCAGGCCGGUACCAUCACAGCGGCGGGCGGUCAGGUAUUUGCCACCCCGACUCUUAGCCAGGAAAGCCUCCAGAACCUCCAAAUCAUGCCAAACACCAGCCCCAUCCUGUUACGCACGGUCGGGCCCAACGGCCAGGUCAGCUGGCAGACCCUGCAGAUCCAGAGUCCGGCGGGGACGCAGAUCACGCUGGCCCCGGUGGGCCAGACUCAGGGAGCCCCCGCCGCCGGAGGAGUAUCGGUCAACACCGUCCAGAUCCCCGGACUCCAGACCAUCAAUCUCAACACGCUUGGAGGCUCAGGCCUCCAGAUGCACCAGCUCCAGAGUGUUCCCAUCACCCUCACCAGCACAGCAGGAGAGCAAACGUUGCAGACCGGCACAGAGAGUUUGGAUGACAGCGCGGCUCUCGACGACGAGGACAUCAGCCCACCGUCGCAGGGACGCCGCAACCGCAGAGAGGCCUGCACCUGCCCUUUCUGCAAGGAUGGAGAAGCACGCAGCGACCCAACCAAAAAGAAGCAGCACAUCUGCCACAUGUCAGGAUGCGGCAAGAUCUACGGCAAGACGUCACACCUCAGGGCCCACCUGCGCUGGCACACGGGCGAGCGGCCCUUCGUCUGCAGCUGGGCCUUCUGCGGCAAGCGCUUCACGCGCUCAGACGAACUCCAGCGUCACAAGAGGACACACACGGGUGAGAAAAGGUUUGCCUGUCCAGACUGCCCCAAGCGCUUCAUGCGGAGCGACCACCUCUCCAAACACAUCAAAACACACUUCAACAAGAAAGGGGUGCUCCCCAGCAACACCGGGGCCGCAGCGUCCGAAACCCCUCCCGCCGCCCACUCCCCAGAGGGCGAGGCCUUGUCGGCCGGCGACCAGCACUCCAUCGUCACCAUGGAGACCCUGUCCCCGGAGAGCAUAGCUCGGCUAGCCAGCAGUGGGAUCAACAUGGUGCAGGUGGACCUGAAUCACAUCAACGGCAACUACUAAGAGGCGCACGCCGCAUUCAGGGACCGCAGACACUGAACAAACAGGAUUAUGCAUUUAGAUUUAAAAGUUGGAUUGCCUAUUUGUUUGCAGAAAUCUUCACGCCCCCACGACUUCAAUUAUCUCUGUAAUGGGACUGCAAUAAAAUAACCGAAAUUGUAAGUCGUCUUGCCAUAAUAAUGUCCUAUUAACGUAAUACAACACAAGCCAUUACCAUGUUCAGCAUGAUGGAAAGCACAACUUUAAAAAAACCUUUUAUACAUCAUAAACGUAGCUCAGAAAAUUAUAGCGUAGGGUUCCCCAAACUUUGUCAGCUAGAGACCCUCGGUACUAAAAUGGCAUAAUGCCAACAUAUACUGUACAUAUAUAAACGUUAUGACCCACAUUACCUUGGUUUGGGUAGCCCUACUCAUGUUGCGUAUCAUGACGAAUUCAUGUGAUUUUCUUUUGUUUCUCCCUCGUUUCGUGAAUGCACCACACACCCGAUUGCUAUCGAGACUACAUCCAAUUCAUCCUUAAUCCCUAACGGAGCAUGUCUACCCCCCUCUUGUCCUUUGGGAGAACUGGAUUUUACACGCCAUCCUGACUAUGGUAACAGUGGACUGUUGAGAAUGUCAGCCAUUUGCGCAAGAGUACUAUAAUCUUGAGAGUAACUAUUUAAUGUGUAGGUACAAAGCCAAGCCAAGUGCUGAUUCAUUACAUUUCAUUGCAAGCAAAAAACCCAACAGAUCUGUGUGCGUGUAUAUAUACAAAUAUAUAUUUACUAAAAAAUAUAUAUAUAUUUCCACCAAUCUUAGCCUAGGGCAGGAUGGUCCUUGUUGAUUGUAAGAGGUUGCCUUCUUAGUUGUCCACCUCGUGUACAAUCAUGUUAUGAGUUUUGUUGCUGUAUGUAGAUUGAGCGACUGAUGCAUUUGUAUAUGGUUGUGAUGUUCCAAGAACUUUAUUCCCCCCCCUACACCAGCUGACACUUUGCCUUGUGGAGUUACUUUUAUUUGAUUUGUGGAAUAUUUUUGUUCAAAGCUGUACAGCGCAAAAUGCUCAAACCAAAGGUCCAGGCACAAAUAAGUGAAAACAAGGAGUGGUCAUGUCUUUUUGUUUAAUUGUAAUUGGCUCGAGACCACAGGUUCUCGCUGAAGUUGCUCAGUGUAUUAAAAAGGUCCAUUUUUGAAUGAC